Molecule: messenger RNA, 468 nt
Organism: Benincasa hispida (wax gourd)
Lineage: Eukaryota; Viridiplantae; Streptophyta; Magnoliopsida; Cucurbitales; Cucurbitaceae
Source: RefSeq, a predicted model, not a curated record
AUGGGAAAGAUGAAGAAGAACGAGAAGGGGAAGAGAAUGAGUUCAUCGGGCUGUCUUCGACAAAGCUCAUCGAAGCUUUCUGGGAGUUUGAGGCAUUCGACAUUGUUCCGAAAGAGAGAGCAUGAACGACUUGAAAGUUUGGUCACUAGAAAUGGGAGAAUUUCAAAUGAAGGAGGGAUGCUCAGGGGUUUGAAGAAGCAGCAGCAGAAGAAGCAGCAGAAGAAGAAGAAGCAGAAGAAGAAGAAGCAGAAGAAGCAGCAGAAGCAGAAGCAGCAGCAGAAGCAGAAGCAGCAGCAGAAGAAGCAGAAGCAGCAGAAGAAGAAGCAGAAGAAGCAGAAGAAGCAGCAGAAGAAGCAGAAGAAGAAGAAGAAGAAGCAGAAGAAGAAGCAGAAGAAGCAGAAGAAGCAGAAGAAGCAGAAGAAGCAGAAGCAGAAGCAGAAGCAGAAGCAGAAGCAGAAGAAGAAGUAG